CCCAGAAAGUUGUUCCUUAAUUGUUCCUUCUUCCUGUUCUGCCUUUACUCUGCGUUAUCUGACUGAAAGGAUGGGAACAACCCCAUGAUAUUCCAUUUUCCUUUCCAUUAAAUAAAACCCCUUUAAACCCUGGCAGUGCCCAAGGCCAGGCUGGACACUGGGGCUGGGGCAGCCUGGGACAGGGGGAGGUGUCCCUGCCAUGGCAGGGGUGGCACUGGGUGGGAUUUAAGGUCCCUUCCCUUCAGAGGGUGACUGUUACUAGGUAAUUGUCAUAACCCUGACAAAAUACUCCAAACCAAGUCUUUUAAUACACAUCUGAUUAAAAAGAAUAUUUUCUUGUCUCUAGCAGCAUAACUGGCAAGGAUGGCCAAGCUGCAAAACUUCACUUGGGCAGUGGAAGAUAUUUUCAAGGACACCUUCCUCAAUUACAUGAACAGCUGGAGGAGAAACAUGACAGAGGCAGCGAAUAAACUGCAGGCUGAGGUGGCUGCUGAGAACUUUGACUACGUUAUCCUCUACCUGAUGGUGAUGAUUGGGAUGUUCUCCUUCAUCAUCGUGGCCAUCCUGGUGAGCACGGUGAAAUCCAAGAGGAGGGAGCACUCCAACGAUCCCUACCACCAGUACAUCGUGGAGGACUGGGGAGAGAAGUACAAAAACCAGGUUCUGAAUCCAGAAGAUCUUAAGUGUGUGAUCCAUGAAAACCUGGGGGCGAGGGAUAAAGCAAGCCCGGAAUCUCCCUGACUUUCUGGGAAUGCCAGCAGUGAGGGAUUCACUGGAAUUCCAAAGAGCUGUGGAAGGGUUGAUUAAAUUAACACACAGGUCAAUGGAUAAUGGAGUCCUGAGGAAAUCAAUGGGAUGGUUCCCGUGAGGAUCUUGGGAAAGUCCAAGAAAAAUCUAUGAUUGUGCUUCCCUUUGAUAUUCUGUUCUUUAGGAAAAUAAAGACAAGACGUGGAUAACUUGAUUAUUUGAGCAUUUUUUAAACCCAUGAGCAGAUCUGGAUGUUCCCACCUCAGAAAAACUGUGAAUUAGUGGUCAAAAGUGCUGAUUUAGAUCCAAACUGUGUGACUUAAGCCCACCUUAAAAAAUAACUUGAAAAUGUCCAGUAAAAUCCUCAAUCUCCACGGAUUGAUU
Prinia subflava (tawny-flanked prinia) is the source of this 1131-nucleotide messenger RNA. RefSeq names its product potassium voltage-gated channel subfamily E regulatory subunit 2 (gene KCNE2). Gene Ontology annotation, biological process: negative regulation of delayed rectifier potassium channel activity; membrane repolarization during action potential; regulation of ventricular cardiac muscle cell membrane repolarization. Bases 364 to 741 code for a protein of 125 amino acids. The record is from RefSeq and is a predicted model, not a curated record. The transcript has a single exon. Gene Ontology annotation, molecular function: potassium channel regulator activity; voltage-gated potassium channel activity involved in ventricular cardiac muscle cell action potential repolarization; transmembrane transporter binding. NCBI's taxonomy places the organism in Eukaryota, Metazoa, Chordata, Aves, Passeriformes, Cisticolidae. Gene Ontology annotation, cellular component: membrane.